Molecule: messenger RNA, 2625 nt
Organism: Boleophthalmus pectinirostris (great blue-spotted mudskipper)
Lineage: Eukaryota; Metazoa; Chordata; Actinopteri; Gobiiformes; Gobiidae
Gene: grik2
Product: glutamate receptor, ionotropic, kainate 2
Exons: 16
Coding region: 1-2625 (874 amino acids)
Biological process (GO): synaptic transmission, glutamatergic; monoatomic ion transport; modulation of chemical synaptic transmission
Cellular component (GO): kainate selective glutamate receptor complex; presynaptic membrane; plasma membrane
Molecular function (GO): kainate selective glutamate receptor activity; transmitter-gated monoatomic ion channel activity involved in regulation of postsynaptic membrane potential
Source: RefSeq, a predicted model, not a curated record
AUGGAUUCACGAGGAAUCUUCGAGUCGGUGGAGAGCGGACCGUCCGGAGCAGAAGAACUGGCCUUUAAAUUCGCUUUAAACACAAUCAACAGAAACAGGACCCUGCUCCCGAACACCACGCUCACCUACGACAUUCAGAGGAUAAACAUCUACGACAGCUUCGAGGCCUCCAGGAAAGCGUGCGACCAGCUGUCUCUGGGCGUCGCCGCCAUCUUCGGCCCCUCUCACAGCUCCUCGGCCAACGCGGUGCAGUCCAUCUGUAACGCUCUGGGGGUCCCUCACAUCCAGACCAAGUGGAAGCACCAGGUUUCGGACAAUCGCGACGUCUUCUACGUGAGCCUGUACCCGGACUUCUCCUCCCUGAGCCGCGCCAUCCUCGACCUCGUGCACUUCUUCAAAUGGAAAACCGUCACCGUGGUGUACGACGACAGCACCGGUCUGAUCCGGUUACAGGAGCUCAUAAAGGCCCCGUCGAGGUACAACAUUCGUCUGAAGAUCCGUCAGCUCCCGGCCGACACCAAAGACGCCAAACCUCUGCUGAAGGAGAUGAAGCGAGGCAAGGAGUUCCACAUCAUCUUCGACUGUGGACACGAGAUGGCCGCCGGGAUCCUCAGACAGGCGCUGGCGAUGGGCAUGAUGACAGAGUACUAUCACUACAUCUUCACCACACUGGACCUGUUUGCGCUGGACGUGGAGCCGUACAGGUACAGCGGCGUGAACAUGACGGGCUUUAGGAUCCUGAACACGGAGAACAGUCUGGUCGCCUCCAUCAUCGAGAAGUGGUCCAUGGAGAGACUGCAGGCUCCGCCCAAACCCGACUCUGGUCUCCUGGACGGCUUCAUGACGACGGACGCGGCGCUGAUGUACGACGCGGUGCACGUGGUGGCCGUGGCGGUGCAGCAGUCUCCUCAGAUCACCGUCAGCUCGCUCCAGUGCAACCGCCACAAGCCCUGGAGGUUCGGAAACCGCUUCAUGGCCCUGAUCAAAGAGGCUCACUGGGACGGUCUCACCGGGAGGAUCACUUUUAACCGCACUAACGGCCUGCGCACAGACUUCGACCUGGACGUGAUCAGUCUGAAGGAGGAGGGGCUCGAGAAGAUCGGGACGUGGGAUCCCUCCAGUGGACUCAACAUGACGGAAAACCAGAAGGGAAAAAACACCAACGUGUCCGACUCCCUGUCCAACCGCUCCCUCGUCGUGUCCACCAUCUUGGAGGAGCCGUACGUGAUGUUUAAGAAGUCGGAUAAGCCUCUGUACGGGAACGAUCGCUUUGAGGGAUACUGCAUCGACUUGCUCCGGGAGCUGGCGGCCAUCUUGGGCUUCAGCUACGAGAUCCGCCUGGUGGAGGACGGAAAGUACGGAGCCCCGGACGACAACACGGGACAGUGGAACGGAAUGGUCAAGGAGCUCAUGGACCACAGGGCAGACCUGGCCGUGGCUCCUCUGUCCAUCACGUACGUCCGGGAGAAGGUGAUCGACUUCUCCAAACCCUUCAUGACGCUGGGGAUAAGUAUUCUGUACCGAAAGCCGAACGGGACCAACCCCGGGGUCUUCUCCUUCCUCAACCCCCUGUCGCCCGAUAUCUGGAUGUAUAUUCUGCUGGCUUACUUGGGUGUCAGUUGUGUGCUGUUUGUCAUAGCCAGGUUUAGCCCCUACGAGUGGUACAACCCCCACCCCUGCAACCCCGACUCGGACGUGGUGGAGAACAAUUUCACGCUGCUCAAUAGUUUCUGGUUUGGCGUCGGAGCUCUCAUGCAGCAAGGCUCUGAGCUCAUGCCCAAAGCCCUGUCCACCCGCAUCGUGGGGGGGAUCUGGUGGUUCUUCACGCUCAUCAUCAUCUCGUCGUACACGGCCAACCUGGCGGCGUUCCUCACCGUGGAGAGGAUGGAGUCGCCCAUAGACUCCGCGGACGACCUGGCCAAACAGACCAAGAUCGAGUACGGCGUGGUGGAGGACGGGGCCACCAUGGCGUUCUUCAAGAAAACCAAGAUCUCGACGUACGAUAAGAUGUGGGAGUUCAUGAGCAGCCGGAGACACUCGGUGAUGGUGAAGAACGUGGACGAGGGCAUCCACCGCGUGCUCACCUCGGACUACGCCUUCCUCAUGGAGUCCACCACCAUCGAGUACGUCACCCAGAGGAACUGCAACCUCACCCAGGUCGGGGGGCUCAUCGACUCCAGGGCCUACGGCGUCGGGACUCCCAUGGGUUCUCCGUACCGGGACAAGAUGACCAUCGCCAUCUUGCAGCUGCAGGAGGAGGGGAAGCUGCACAUGAUGAAGGAGAAGUGGUGGAGAGGGAACGGUUGUCCAGAGGAGGAGAGCAAAGAGGCCAGCGCUUUGGGCGUGCAGAACAUCGGCGGCAUCUUCAUCGUGCUGGCGGCCGGUCUGGUGCUGUCCGUGUUCGUGGCGGUCGGGGAGUUUCUGUACAAAUCCAAACAGAACGCACAACUAGAGAAGCGUUCCUUCUGCAGCGCGAUGGUGGACGAGCUGCGCGUGUCCCUCAAGUGCCAGCGCCGCCUCAAACACAACAAAGCGCAGCCCCCCGUCCUGGUCAAAACCGAAGAAGUCAUCAACAUGCACACGUUUAACGACCGCAGACUGCCCGGCAAAGAGACCAUGGCCUAA